This is a messenger RNA of Boleophthalmus pectinirostris (great blue-spotted mudskipper), 3527 nucleotides long. Its product is annotated as leucine-rich repeat, immunoglobulin-like domain and transmembrane domain-containing protein 1. Gene Ontology annotation, molecular function: protein binding. Lineage: Eukaryota; Metazoa; Chordata; Actinopteri; Gobiiformes; Gobiidae. The coding region runs from base 383 to 1603 and encodes 406 amino acids. The record is from RefSeq and is a predicted model, not a curated record. The transcript has 6 exons. Gene Ontology annotation, cellular component: extracellular matrix.
AGAGCAUGGGGGUUACGGGUUAAAAGUUAUUUACACUGGUCGAGGUGGCGAUAUUGACAUAACGAGAUAAACCGAGUGAGGAGCGGGCGGGGGGAGAAGCUUUGCCCGGUGAGAGAUGCGCGGAGGCGGCAGACCGGAGAAGAGGAGACCGCGCCGCGUCUGGAACUAAAGUUUGGAAAAUCUGAUCACCGCAUGGAGCCUUUAUUUAGAGACGACCCCUGGACCUGUCCCUCGUGGCCUCUGUCGUCAUGGUGACCGUUCUGUCUCCCACGGCGACUGCAGCGUCUCCCACGGCGACCGUUGCUCCUCCUCUUCCUCUGAGGGUUUACAGCGGGUUUAUUUCAGCUCCAUAACACCCGAGCACCUGGGCACACGGGCAGAGAUGGCUCUUGGGUGUAACUCUGCGGUGCUCUGGCUGCUCCUGGUUUGGACAGGGGCGGCAGGUGCGUGUAUUUGCCCCAACGCCACGGACCUGUCGCUGCCCCCCUCCAUAGCACCUCCUGGUGGCUGCUGUCUGAACUUCUCCGGCUCUGCUCUGGGACCUAUAAACUGGGCGUGGUUCAGUAAUGUCUCUGGUCUGGAAGUACUGGAUCUGUCCCACUGCAACAUCACCCACAUCCACAAGGGGGCGACGGACAAAGGACCCUCCAGUCUGACCAAACUCUUCCUGAACCACAACGCCCUGCGCUCUGUCCCGACGGGCCUCCUGUUCUCCAUGUAUAACCUGACGGAGCUGCACCUCGAGGGGAACCAGCUCCACGACCUGCCCCCAGACCUCCUCCAGGACUCGCACCACAUCCAAAAACUCUACCUGAAUCAAAACAAACUCCACUUCCUCCCGGCGGACAUUUUAAAGAAGCCCAGUCUGACCACGCUGGACAUAGAGGAGAACCCAUGGGACUGCUCCUGUCAGUUCAUAGAGGAAAUAGAACUGUCCUACAACGGCAACCGCUCUUCUGACCAGGGUGCGCUCGCUAACCUCACCUGUGCGUCCCCCACUCCACUGGCCGGGCGGGCGGUGUUAGGUGUGAGUGUGGGAGAGGUGUGUCGCCCCACCCGGCUGACGGCGCUCUUCAUCACCCUCCCUCUCCUCGUCCUCUCCACCCUGGUGCUCUGCUGGUGCUGUGGGCGCACCAAGAGCAAGGAGGCACCCAUGUUCAGUGCCAAGAAGAAGGGCCACAGCAACAACCACAGUAACGGCCACAAACAGUUAACCAAACCUCCACCGAUGUCAGAUUCAACACAAGACCCCAAAGCUGAGUCUAUCGUCCAAAACCAGCUCUUACUGCGCCCUUCCUCCGCCCUCCUCAGCAGCACCAGGGACAUCUACCAGGAGGUGGAGGGAAAGCUGGGCUCCGUGGAGUCUUUACCCAGGGACGGCUCGCUCUGCUCCAGCCUGGGGGAGGGCAGACCGGGCUCGCGGGCCGUGGAGGCGUCGGAAGUGGUGGAGGUGGAUGCAGUGAGCGUGACUGAAGUACUGAGAGAUUCUACAGACAGGGAGAAGGCCUAUCUGACCCAGUCCACGGAGUAUUACAGCCUAGUGCCUGGACUGCAGCUGGACGAUUCAGACCACGGAGAGUUUGACAAUGUGGAUUUAACGUGAGGUUGUAAGAAAACACAAGGAAAAGACUUGAGACUGCUUUUUUUUAUAUAUCAAUGCUUUAUUAAAGCUGCACUGUGGAGCUUUUCUGAUGGAGGGCGCACCACUUGCUUGUCUGAUAAUGUUGCCUAGAAUGUUCCACAAUCUUUUUUUUUUUGUAACUUUAUUUUUAAGAGAGUUUUAUGGCAUACAAAAGAAUAACUAAGAAAAUACGCAAACCAGACAAGGUUAUAUGUACAAUCAACAGGUCACAUAUCACGGAUCAUUGUCCAUGGAGUGUGUAUAACAAUCCCAUUUUUUCCAAUAAUUUUUUUCCCUUGUGACGUUGUAGGCAGAGAUAAAAAUUUAUGAUUUCCAUUGUUCGGAUUUGUCUGAUAAUAUGCAUCAAAAGUACCACUAUAAGGGCCUCUUUUUCAUCCAGCAAGGUUUACUUAAACUUUUUGGGGGUAUACUAAAAAAUUAAGUAAAAAAAGACAGAUCAACUCAAGGCCCAACACUGAAUAAAUUAGGUCAACUACCUUUUUCCUGGGCAUGACCAGAAUAUAUGGCCCUGAUCCACCCUGACAGGUCUCUCCAGCAGGGGUACUGAGUGGCCAAGAACAUAUCCAUCUUUAUUCCAUUCCUAAUAAUUUUUCUGAAAUCUGAUCUUUAAAGAGGAAGAUGUGUCUUGUGUCUGCUCUAUAGUUAAAAUCUAUGACACCAGUGGAUCAUUAUGUUAUAAUUUGCAUGUUUUAAAUCUCAAUAUUCAUCCAAAACAACUUAAUAAACAAGUAAUUAAGGUGGCACUAUCAGGCAAGGUUACAAGUCAGAUCAACACGCUUACUUAGACUUUACUGAUCCACAAGGGAAAUUACUUGGACACAGUAGCUCACACAUCACAUUAUAAUACAAUAACAAAGAGCAAAAAAUGGUAAUAAAACUUCAAAAUAAGUAGCAAUAAAAAUAGCAAGAGACUGACGCAAAAUAAGACAUAAUUAUUACAGUAACAAUGCCUGUUCUUUGUGUUUUGAGCAAUAGAAACAACUGUAAUUGAUUAAAUGAAUGAUUGAAAUGACUAAAUUCAAGAUAAGACAUGUUAAAAGCCAUACUGUGGAACAUUCUAGGCAAAGCAAUAAGAUCUUCAUGGAGACAAGUAGGUAGCAGAUCCUCUACCAGAAAAGUUUCAGUCCUUAUCACGUCACAAUUUAAGGGAACACCAAAUACUAUGUGAUUUUUAUCUCUAUUUUAUAUUUUUCAUAUAAAAUAAUGUAUGUAGGUAAUGUUAAACUAAGAAAAUAAGAAAAGGUUUGGUUAUUAAGGUGAAAGAAAAACAUUUAAUACACAAAUAAAAGCUCUAAAUUGUCAGUUGAGUGUAAAGAGCCUAUAUUGCACUGUUUUUGAUCAUGUUAUAAUAUUGUUUCCUUCUAAAAAUAUACUUGGAGUAGGGAUUGAUGAGCUCUGCCGAUAUUUUUGCACUGAUACAUUGGUAUAACUUAAAUUGACUAUAAACUCACAACCCUUUCUCACCACAAACCCAUAAGAAAGUACUAUAGUCAUGUUUUUAUGCAGUUUGAGGAGCCUGUAGCGUGUAAUCCUUGUGGUAAUACAAGAAAUGCUCCACUGUGUUUUUAAACCCCACACACCUUCAAGUAGAAUAAUUUGGAUGAUUUCAGCCCUGUAUUUGCCAAACUUUGAAGUUACAGCUGUUUUUAGCCUCAAUGAAACAGCGUCACUUGUUGAUGGACCAAUUGACUUUGUAUAGACAGGGUUCCCACAGUCAUGGAAAUCCUGGAAAAGUCAUGGAAAGUGAAAAUGUUGUUUUCCAGGCCAUGGAAUUUUGUAAAUCAAAUUAAAGUUUUGGAAAAAAACAUGGAAUUUUAGUAUCUCUUUCACGCAACUACUAGCCUGAUUCAUCAGCCGGUUUCACUUCGUGGAAACCGUCUGACCC